AUGGCAAAUUCUAAAGCUUGUGCUGCCUGCAAAUACCAAAGGAGAAAAUGUACCCAAACCUGUGAAUUGGCCUCAUACUUCCCGGCCAGCAGGUUUGUAGAGUUUGUAAAUGCGCAGCAUACGUUCGGUAUGAGCAACAUUGAAAAGAUUCUGGCUACGGUCGAGCCGGAUCAAAGACCAGCAGCGGCUGAGACUAUACUCUUUGAAGGGAAUAUAUGGAGGAAUAAUCCUUCUGUUGGUUGCCUUGGUGUUACCAGAUUCCUCCGCGAACAAGUAGAUUUCCACAAGAAAGAACUUGAGAUGACAAAUCUAUAUCUAGCAUUUUACAGGGAAUUAAAACAGCAGCUUGAUUCGCUCAAAAUACAAUCAGCACGAGAAGCACCGGUCGUCCCUGAUCAAUUCCCUCGGAUCACGGCUGAGAUGAAAAAGUAUGAAGAAGGGUACAUCUACAUGUCGAGUUUGGAAGACGCACAAGAGAAAGCCUUCGUCAUCGGGCUCAUGCAACCAGCAAGUUUCAGUGGACCUGGAGAGUCCAGGUGUGGGGAAGAGACAAAAGGAGAUGAGGUAGAUCGCUAG
Messenger RNA from Pyrus x bretschneideri (Chinese white pear), 576 nucleotides. Its product is annotated as LOB domain-containing protein 22-like. The transcript has 3 exons. Lineage: Eukaryota; Viridiplantae; Streptophyta; Magnoliopsida; Rosales; Rosaceae. The coding region runs from base 1 to 576 and encodes 191 amino acids. The record is from RefSeq and is a predicted model, not a curated record.